Messenger RNA from Calidris pugnax (ruff), 4081 nucleotides. It is a transcript of the gene DDX46, whose product is annotated as DEAD (Asp-Glu-Ala-Asp) box polypeptide 46. Gene Ontology annotation, molecular function: RNA helicase activity; ATP binding; RNA binding. Gene Ontology annotation, cellular component: nucleus. Gene Ontology annotation, biological process: mRNA splicing, via spliceosome. The record is from RefSeq and is a predicted model, not a curated record. The transcript has 23 exons. The coding region runs from base 115 to 3249 and encodes 1044 amino acids. NCBI's taxonomy places the organism in Eukaryota, Metazoa, Chordata, Aves, Charadriiformes, Scolopacidae.
UGGGGGGGGGUCUCUGCUUCCCGCCGCGCCUCUCGUCGUCCCGGGCGCUCAGGCGCGGAAUGGCCGCCGCCGCCGUCGUUUAGUGCAGAGCCCCGCGUCGCCGCCGCUGCCGCCAUGGGCCGGGAGUCCAGGCAUUACCGGAAGCGCUCUGCGUCGCGCGGCCGCUCGGGCAGCCGUUCCAGGAGUCGUUCUCCCUCUGACAAAAGAGGAAAACGUGAAGACAGAAGGUCCAGAAGCAGAGAUCGAGACCGUCGCCGUGAGAGGUCACGCAGCAGGGACAAGAGAAGGUCUCGAUCGCGUGACAGAAAGCGUCAGAGGCGUUCAAGAAGCAGAGAAAGGGAACGGAGCCGGGAGAGAAGAAGAUCCCGGAGCCGAGAGAGGAGGCGCUCCAGAAGCAGAAGUCGGGGCAGACGGUCUCGAUCCUCCAGCCCGAGCAAGAACAGGAAAACAGAAAACAGGUCAAGAUCUAAAGAAAAGACAGAAGGCGUGGAAGUUUCCAAAGAAAAGAAAAAAGACAAAGAUGACAAAGAAGAGGAGAAGGAUAAAGAUGCUACCACAAAUACUGUAGCCACUGAGAAUUUUGAUCAGAACAAACUAGAAGAAGAAAUGAGAAAACGAAAAGAAAGAGUGGAGAAAUGGAGGGAAGAACAACGCAAGAAGGCCAUGGAAAACAUUGGAGAACUGAAAAAAGAGAUUGAAGAGAUGAAACAGGGGAAAAAAUGGAGUUUAGAAGAUGAUGAUGAUGAUGAAGAGGAAACUGCAGAAGGAGAAAAAGAAGGCAAUGAGGUUGAAGAUGAAGAGUUAGAUCCUUUGGAUGCUUAUAUGGAAGAAGUAAAAGAAGAGGUCAAGAAAUUCAAUAUGAGAAGCGUGAAAGGUGGAGGUGGGAGUGAAAAGAAAUCUGGACCAACUGUAACCAAAGUAGUAACCGUGGUGACAACCAAAAAGGCAGCUGCAGAGUCAGAGAAGAAGAAAGGGGAGCUCAUGGAGAAUGACCAAGAUGCGAUGGAGUAUUCCUCAGAAGAGGAGGAGGUUGAUCUCCAGACUGCCCUGACUGGCUAUCAGACCAAGCAGAGAAAGCUGCUGGAACCAGUGGAUCAUGGAAAGAUAGAAUAUGAACCUUUCAGGAAAAACUUCUAUGUUGAAGUACCAGAAUUAGCUAAAAUGACUCAAGAAGAGGUGAAUGUGUACAGGCUGGAGUUGGAGGGAAUUACAGUCAAGGGAAAAGGCUGCCCCAAACCAAUAAAAACCUGGGUACAGUGUGGUAUUUCCAUGAAGAUUCUCACUGCCCUCAAAAAACAUGGCUAUGAAAAGCCCACUCCCAUUCAGACCCAGGCCAUCCCAGCGAUUAUGAAUGGCCGUGACUUGAUCGGCAUCGCUAAAACAGGAAGUGGAAAAACUAUUGCAUUUCUGUUGCCCAUGUUCAGACACAUCAUGGAUCAGAGAGCCUUAGAAGAAGGAGAAGGUCCCAUAGCUGUCAUUAUGACCCCUACCCGCGAGUUGGCUUUGCAGAUUACUAAGGAGUGUAAGAAAUUCUCAAAGACACUUGGGCUUCGAGUUGUCUGUGUCUAUGGAGGAACAGGCAUCAGUGAACAGAUAGCUGAACUCAAAAGAGGUGCUGAAAUUAUUGUUUGCACACCUGGGCGUAUGAUUGACAUGUUAGCAGCUAACAAUGGCCGGGUGACAAAUCUGCGCAGAGUCACGUACGUUGUCCUGGACGAAGCAGACAGGAUGUUCGACAUGGGCUUUGAGCCUCAGGUUAUGCGCAUUGUAGACAACGUCAGGCCUGAUCGUCAGACUGUCAUGUUCUCUGCUACUUUCCCCAGAGCUAUGGAGGCACUAGCUCGGAGAAUCCUCAGUAAACCUAUAGAGGUGCAGGUGGGAGGCAGAAGCGUUGUCUGUUCCGAUGUGGAGCAACACGUUAUUGUCAUAGAAGAGGAGAACAAGUUUUUGAAGUUACUGGAGCUACUGGGACACUAUCAGGAGAAGGGAUCAGUUAUCAUAUUUGUAGAUAAACAAGAACACGCUGAUGGGUUGUUGAAAGAUUUAAUGAGAGCCUCUUACCCUUGCUUGUCUCUUCAUGGAGGUAUCGAUCAGUACGACAGGGACAGCAUAAUUAAUGAUUUCAAGAAUGGAAUCUGCAAACUCCUGGUGGCCACAUCUGUAGCAGCGAGGGGCUUGGAUGUAAAACAGUUGAUGCUGGUGGUCAAUUACAGCUGCCCCAACCAUUAUGAAGAUUACGUGCACCGAGCAGGACGAACUGGACGAGCUGGCAAUAAAGGGUAUGCGUAUACGUUCAUUACUGAGGACCAGGCACGGUACGCUGGUGAUAUCAUUAAGGCUUUGGAAUUGUCUGGGAAUCCAAUUCCUCCUGAUUUGGAGAAGCUCUGGGCUGACUUCAAAGACCAGCAGAAGGCAGAGGGAAAGCUGAUUAAAAAAAGCAGUGGAUUCUCUGGCAAAGGUUUUAAAUUUGAUGAAACAGAACAGGCUUUGGCUAAUGAACGAAAGAAGCUACAAAAAGCAGCUCUUGGCUUGCAAGAUUCAGAUGACGAAGAUACAGCUGUUGACAUCGAUGAACAAAUUGAAAGCAUGUUCAAUUCAAAGAAGAGAGUAAAAGACAUGGCAGCACCAGGAACAUCAAACGCUCCGACGCCGUCAGCUGGGAACGCAGAAAAAUUGGAAAUUGCAAAAAGAUUGGCUUUGAGAAUCAAUGCCCAGAAGAAUCUUGGAGCAGAGGCACAAGUAUUGGUCCCAUUCCACUUUAAGGAUGUGAUGCAGCAGGCGACAAAUGCUAUCCUGAGAGGAGGCACCAUCCAAGCUCCUACUGUAUCUGCCAAGACCAUUGCAGAGCAACUGGCUGAAAAAAUCAAUGCUAAGCUCAAUUAUGUACCCAUAGAGAAGCAGGAGGAAGAGAAACAGGAUGGAGGACAAAAUGAAUCCUUUAAGAGAUACGAAGAAGAAUUGGAGAUCAAUGACUUCCCACAGACUGCCAGGUGGAAAGUUACCUCCAAAGAAGCGCUGCAGAGAAUCAGUGAAUAUUCUGAAGCUGCAAUUACAAUCAGAGGAACUUACUUCCCUCCAGGCAAAGAACCCAAGGAAGGAGAACGCAAGAUUUAUUUGGCUAUAGAAAGUGCCAACGAGCUGGCUGUACAGAAAGCAAAGGCAGAAAUCACACGACUUAUAAAAGAGGAGCUCAUCAGAUUGCAAAAUUCAUACCAACCAACCAACAAAGGAAGAUACAAAGUUCUAUGAGUAUUUGGAGUUAUCUGUCUGCCAGUGGCUGGUGCGUGAAACUUUGUGGCUUCUGUUGUUUUUGCUGUUUACACUGCUUAUUGUAAAUUAAGAAUUUUUUUAUUUUGUCUUGCGGACAUUUUUUAACAGACAAUUGAUACUUGCUGAAACAUCUUAUUUCUCUCCACUACAGUUAUCAGUCUUAAAGCAGACCAGUUUUGGCAGAGCAUGAUUUAAUUUAAAAGUGCAGUUUAUAUACUUUUCAUCAUAAAAAAUAUAAAAUAAAACAGAUUUUAAUUUUCCUGACAGACUAUACUGUUAAGUAAAUUGAACAACGUUGGGAUUUGUGUUGGGAAUGGUUAGAAUGUACCUGCUUUCAUAUUGUGGGGAUGGUUCAUGCCAUAUCAGUUUAUAUUGGAGAAAUGAUAAAACACCCAAAUAAAGGCAGGAUUUUCUGCUGAUCCUUAGCAUCUCUCUGGCUGGUUCCACACACCUUCCUUCCCUGUACCGAUGUCCCUCUAUGGUCAGAGAGUCUUGCAAUGAUCAGAGUAGAGAAUUUCAUCCAGAAAUACUUCAGGUCUGGUUUUAAGAUCUUCUUAUCUUUUCCAUGUCCCGUUUUAUCUUUAUCAUCCAGGUAAUAGAAUAACUCUUUGGGGUUUUUGUAAAGUGAAAUGUUUUGUAGAAUGAAAAUAGUUUUCCUGUUUUUUUUUCUAAGCAUCAGAAUUUUAGGAUUUGAUUUAUUUUUUUUCCUCAUUCUCUGACAUAAGAAUGAAAGCCUGUUCAGUUUAAGAAGAAACUCAGAAAAAAGAAAAGAGAAAACCUCUUUUGUAAUAAAAUACGACUGUCACUUUUU